Laccaria bicolor S238N-H82 is the source of this 372-nucleotide messenger RNA. RefSeq lists its product as uncharacterized. NCBI's taxonomy places the organism in Eukaryota, Fungi, Basidiomycota, Agaricomycetes, Agaricales, Hydnangiaceae. The transcript has a single exon. Bases 1 to 372 code for a protein of 123 amino acids. The record is from RefSeq and is a predicted model, not a curated record.
AUGGCGGAAAUGAUACUUGCCACUCUAUUGAUCUUCGCUCUGUUCUUGAUACCGCUCGCCAUACAAUAUUUCUUGAAUCCUCCUAAGAUUCAUCCCAUCCUCAGCAUACCUGCAGAAUCUGUCUUCUUAACAAGCGCUUUCUUCCUAGUGUUCGCAAGUUCAGUUCAGUCCGGUUUUUUGCCCCCAAAACGCGCAACCGUGGACCGCAACCGGUCUAGGACCGACCCAGAUAUUGAGGGAACCGAACCGAACCACCUAGGACCGGUCUAUUGCGGUCUAUGGAGCCGGUUCAGACCGAUCCAGACCGGUUUUUUUGCGUAUAAUUUAUUAUACCAAUAUAAACCAUUUGUAUCUCAACUAUUAUUACUCUGA